Dendrobium catenatum is the source of this 754-nucleotide messenger RNA. Its product is annotated as exopolygalacturonase-like. The record is from RefSeq and is a predicted model, not a curated record. Lineage: Eukaryota; Viridiplantae; Streptophyta; Magnoliopsida; Asparagales; Orchidaceae. The coding region runs from base 1 to 753 and encodes 250 amino acids. Gene Ontology annotation, molecular function: polygalacturonase activity. The transcript has 2 exons. Gene Ontology annotation, biological process: carbohydrate metabolic process.
AUGCAGUCCUUAAACUUCAGCUUUGUAAGCAACGCAACAAUCAGAGGCAUUACUUCUAUCAACAGCAAAAACGUUCACAUUCAAAUAUUUGCAUCCAACAACAUCAAUCUCCAUUCUAUUAAGCUCAUGGCUCCUGAAAAUAGCCCCAACACCGACGGAAUUCAUGUGGGAGAAUCGAAAAACAUUAGUAUAAGCCAAUCCAUCAUCAGCACUGGCGACGACUGCAUAUCGAUCGGGCCGGGGACGGCGAACCUAUCGAUAUCAGGGGUGCGGUGUGGGCCCGGCCAUGGCAUAAGCAUUGGAAGCCUUGGAGGAGGCAAAGAUGAAGGUGAUGUUGUUGGAAUUAGCGUUAGAAAUUGCACUUUUAGUGAUACAGAGAAUGGUGUUAGAAUUAAGACUUGGCAGGAGUCUCCUACUUUCUCUUCAGCAUAUGAUCUUGUGUUUGAGGAAUUGGUGAUGAACAAUGUGGAUAAUCCAAUUGUUAUUGAUCAGAAAUAUUGCCCGCAUAAUCUCUGCGGUAGUAAGGCUCCAUCUCUGGUUAAGAUCAGUAAUGUGAAGUUCAGAAACAUAACAGGAGAAACAAGAACAAAGAAUGCUAUAAAUCUGGUUUGCAGCGAUAGAUUGCCAUGUGAAGAUAUAGAGCUGAGCAACAUAGAUUUGAAGUACAGUGUUGCUGGAGAUUUUGCUGUUGCUUCUUGUGUUAAUGUGAAGGGCCGCUCAUUUGGCCUUAUGAUCCCUCCAUCUUGCAUUUAGA